Molecule: messenger RNA, 3679 nt
Organism: Phasianus colchicus (ring-necked pheasant)
Lineage: Eukaryota; Metazoa; Chordata; Aves; Galliformes; Phasianidae
Gene: HSF1
Product: heat shock transcription factor 1
Biological process (GO): regulation of DNA-templated transcription
Molecular function (GO): DNA-binding transcription factor activity; sequence-specific DNA binding
Source: RefSeq, a predicted model, not a curated record
UCGUCCCGGAGGCGGCCCAAGAUGGCGGCGGCCAUGCAGGGCCCCGGCGCCCGCCCCGCUCAGCGCUGCUCCCGGCCCCGCCGGCGCCGUUGAGCCUUCCGCCCUUCUCCUCCCCGUCCCGGAGCCCCGCGGCCAUGGAAGGUCCCGGCGCGGCGGCGGCGGUGGGCGCUGGCCCGGGCGGCAGCAACGUGUCGGCCUUCCUGACGAAGCUGUGGACGCUGGUGGAGGAUCCCGAGACCGACCCGCUGAUCUGCUGGAGCCCGAGUGGAAACAGCUUCCAUGUGUUUGACCAAGGACAGUUUGCCAAGGAGGUGCUCCCGAAGUACUUCAAGCACAACAACAUGGCCAGCUUCGUGCGGCAGCUCAACAUGUAUGGCUUCCGGAAGGUCGUGCACAUCGAGCAGGGAGGGCUGGUGAAGCCAGAGAAGGACGACACUGAGUUCCAGCACCCCUACUUCAUCCGUGGCCAGGAGCACCUCCUGGAGAACAUCAAGAGGAAAGUCACCAGCGUGUCCAGCAUAAAGAACGAGGACAUCAAGGUGCGGCAAGACAACGUCACCAAGCUGCUGACCGACAUCCAGGUGAUGAAAGGAAAGCAGGAGAGCAUGGACUCCAAGCUGAUAGCCAUGAAGCACGAGAACGAGGCGCUGUGGAGGGAGGUGGCCAGCCUGAGGCAGAAGCACGCGCAGCAGCAGAAGGUGGUCAACAAGCUCAUCCAGUUUUUGAUUUCAUUGGUGCAAUCCAACCGCAUCCUUGGGGUGAAGAGGAAGAUCCCCCUGAUGUUGAACGACAGCAGUUCAGCCCAUUCCAUGCCGAAAUACAGCCGCCAGUACUCCCUGGAGCACGUCCACGGCUCGUCCCCAUACGCAGCUUCCUCCCCAGCAUACAGCGGCUCCAACAUCUACUCCCCGGAUUCAUCGACCAACUCUGGUCCCAUCAUCUCGGACGUGACGGAGCUGGCCCAGUCCAGCCCUUCGGCAUCUCCCAGCGGCAGCCUGGAUGAGAGGAGCAGCCCUGUGGUCCGCAUCAAAGAGGAGCCCCCCAGCCCCUCCCACAGCCCCAAGGUAGAGGAGGCCAGCCCAGGGAACCCCCCCGCUGUCGAAACCCCUCUGUCUCCCUCCACCUUCAUCGACUCCAUCCUGCAGGAGAAUGAGCCCAGCACCACGACCGCCGCGGCCGGCAACAGCACCGCGCAGCCUCAGCCCCAGGAAAAGUGCCUCAGCGUUGCCUGCCUCGACAAGAACGAGCUCAACGACCACCUGGACACCAUCGACUCCAACCUGGACAACCUGCAGACCAUGCUGACCACGCACGGCUUCAGCGUGGACACCAGCGCCCUGCUGGACCUCUUCAGCCCUUCGAUGACGGUGACGGAUAUGAACCUCCCCGACCUGGACAGCAGCCUCGCCAGCAUCCAGGACUUGCUCUCGUCGCAGGAGCAGCAGAAGCCCUCCGAGGCCGAGGCCGGAGCAGCAGACACAGGGAAGCAGCUGGUGCACUACACGGCUCAGCCCCUUUUCCUGGUGGACUCGAGCGCGGUGGACGUGGGCGGCGGCGACCUGCCCAUCUUCUUCGAGUUGGGCGAGGGCUCCUACUUCACCGACGGGGACGAGUACGGCGAGGACCCCACCAUCUCCCUCCUGUCCGGGACCGAGCAGCCCAAACCCAAGGACCCCGCCGUGUCCUAAGGCCGGGGCCGAGGGCGGAAGAGAGGAGGAAGAGGAAAAGGAAGAGGAAGAGGAAGGCUGCGCCCGAAAGGGACCUGCGGCUCCCCCGCUUCGCGCAGACAUCGGCAGCUCUCGGCACCCUCCGAUCCACGUCCGCUUCCCCCGGCCGCCGCCAGGAUCUCAUUAGCGUGUGCUUAACGAGCUGACGCCAAACCCGCCUUAGGUUCCAGCCGGCGCCUCUCCGGGCCGGCGCUCGGCGGGGCUGAGAGGUGCGGGAGGACCCCCACCUCCCCCCCCCCACAGCCCCCCGAAACCCGGCGGAGCGGAGAGCGGGCAGAGAGACCGCGGCCCCCUGCCCUGCAGCCACGACGGCCGUCCGUCUGUCCGUGGGGCGGCGUCCGUGGGGCGGGCGCUGAUGGACUGCAUUGACGGACUGGGGAGCACUGGGCUGGGCAGCGGAGGAGUGGGCACCAGUGGGUGGGGUUCCGUGGGCUGGCACUGCUGAACUGGGAAUCGGUGGGCUGGGAACUGAGGGACUGGGAAGAACUGGGCUGGCACUGGUGGACUGGGAAUCAGUGGGCUGGCACUGGUGAACUGGGCAUGGAUGGGCUGGCACUGGUGAACUGGGAAUCAGUGGGCUGGGAACUGAUGGACUGGGAAGAACUGGGCCGGGCAGCAGAGGAGUGGGCAUCAGUGGAUGGGGUUAUGUGGGCUGGCACUGGUGAACUGGGAAUGAGUUGGUUAGGAAGUGAUGGACUGGGAAGAACUGGGCUGAGCGGUGAUGGAGCGGGCAUCAAUGGAUGGGGUGAGCUGGGCAUGGAUGGGCUGGCACUGGUGAACUGGGAAUCAGUGGGUCAGGUACUGAUGGACUGGGAAGAACUGGGCCAGGCAGUGAUGGAGUGGGCCUCAAUGGACGGGGCAUCGAUGGGCUGGAAACUGGAGAACUGGGCAUCAGUGGGCUGGAAACUGGUGAACUGGGCAUCAGUGGGCCGGGUGCUGGUGAACCUGGUGUCAGUGGGCCGGGCGUCAAUGGGAUGGGCAUCAGUGGGACGUGUGUCAGCGGUUGGGACAUCAGUGGGGUGGGAACUGGUGAACUGGCAUCAAUGGGAUGAGUGUUGAUGGGACAUCAUUGGGGUGGGCAGUGGUGAACUGGGAAUCAGUAGGAUUGGUAGUGGUGAAACCAGCAUCAGUGGGCAGGGAUCAGUGGGAUGGGCAUCAGUGGGGCAGGGAUCAGUGGGAUGGGCAUCAGAGGGGCAGGAAUAGAUGGGGUGGGCAUCACUGGGGCAGGGAUCAGUGGGAUGGAAAUCAGUGGGGCAGGGAUGAAUGGGGUGGACAUCAGUGGGGCAGGGAUCAGUGGGCUGGGAGGUGGUGAUCUGGGCAGCCAGGUCCUGUCAGCGCUGUGCCAGCACCAGCAGCCCCAACCCACAGCACGGUGCUCACAGUGCCAGCGCGUCAGGUCCUGGUUGGUCGGUGCUGGUGGGUCAGGUCCUGGUUGGUCAGUGCCAAUGAGCCAGGUCCUGGUUGGGUCAUUGUUGGUUGGCUGGGUCCUGGUUGGUCAGUGCUGAUAGGUCGGGUCCUGGUUGGUUGGUGCUGGUGGGUCAGGUUCUGGUUGGGUCAGUGCUGGUGGGCCGGGUCCUGGUAGGUCAGUGCUGGUGGGCCGGGUUCUGGUUGGUUGCUGCUGAUGGGUCGGGUCCUGGUUGGUUGGUGCUGGUGUGCUGGGUCCUGGUUGGUCAGUGCUGUUGGGUCAGGUCCUGGUUGGUCAGUGCUGGUGGGUCAGGUCCUGGUUGGUCAGUGCUGUUGGGCCGGGUCCUGGUUGGUGGGUUCUGGUGUGCUGGGUCCUGGUUGCUCGGUGCCACGCGACGAUCCCGGAGCCGUUCCGUUUUCUUUCCCUCUCGGCUCUGCGUUUCCUUCGGUUCCUUCGGUUCCGUUCCCCUUUGGCUUCGCAGUCAAACUUUGUACAUUGACACUUCUGAUUGUUAAUAGUAAAAACUGUAUUUUGGAUUUUUACAUGA